Messenger RNA from Capronia coronata CBS 617.96, 213 nucleotides. RefSeq lists its product as uncharacterized. Bases 1 to 213 code for a protein of 70 amino acids. The record is from RefSeq and is a predicted model, not a curated record. The transcript has 3 exons. Gene Ontology annotation, biological process: vacuole fusion, non-autophagic. Gene Ontology annotation, molecular function: endopeptidase inhibitor activity. NCBI's taxonomy places the organism in Eukaryota, Fungi, Ascomycota, Eurotiomycetes, Chaetothyriales, Herpotrichiellaceae.
AUGCCGCUAUUCAAUGUCACCUUGAAAGAGAAUGCCUCGCCAGAGGAGCUCACCAAGGCAAAGGACAAGGCCAAGGCGGACGGCGGUGAGAUCAAGCAUGAGUUCACCUUGAUCAAAGGAUUUACUGUCGAGUUCCCCGAAGACAAAGUGGGCGUCCUCCAAACCAAUGAACACAUCCACGUCGAGCAAGAUGGCGAAGUCAGGACUCAAUGA